Xylaria bambusicola is the source of this 1356-nucleotide messenger RNA. RefSeq lists its product as uncharacterized. Bases 1 to 1356 code for a protein of 451 amino acids. Gene Ontology annotation, biological process: peptidyl-lysine monomethylation. The record is from RefSeq and is a predicted model, not a curated record. The transcript is spliced from 8 exons. Gene Ontology annotation, molecular function: protein-lysine N-methyltransferase activity. NCBI's taxonomy places the organism in Eukaryota, Fungi, Ascomycota, Sordariomycetes, Xylariales, Xylariaceae. Gene Ontology annotation, cellular component: nucleus.
AUGGUUACGUCAAUAUUUGGCCCAGUAAACGUGGGCGCCAUUGAAGAUCGCGGCCUAGGCUUGAUAACUGAGAUUCACCUCAACAACGAAAACGACGAGCUCGCAGCCCUUCUUACUAUUCCGAGAGAGCUUAUCCUGUCAGCCGCGGGCAUUGAAGAGUAUGCCAGAGAAAGCAAAGACUUCCGCCAACUCCUUGACGUAGCUGGUCAUCAGUCACUAAGGAGCGAUAUACUACUCUUCUUGUUAACGCAACUUGUUCUCUCGUCCCCAGACUAUAAGGGUGGUCAAGGGGCUGUCACAGCUUGGACGCAAUAUGUUAAGCUCCUUCCUACAAAAGUGCCUGUCCCUACAAUGUGGUCUGAGCAUGAGUUGUCUCUUUUGAGAGGCACAUCGCUCGAAUCUGCUGUAUCAGCGAAACUCGCUACUUUGGCGAAGGAGUUCAGUCACAUUCGAGACACGAUUUCGGACCUUCCGCAAUGGACUGCACUGGUCGAAGCUGAUGAAAUUACUCUAAGGGAUUGGAUUUUGUUGGACGCUCUCUAUCGAUCUCGAUCGCUCGCCUUGCCUAGGUCAGGGGAGGCAAUGGUUCCCUGUCUCGACCUAGUGAAUCAUUCAAGUCCAGCAACCGCGUAUUUCGAAGAAAGCUCAGAAGAUGAGGUAUUGCUUCUUCUACGUAAGGAUGCCAAUGUCCUCAAGUCGAACGAAAUCACCAUUGACUACGGUCACGACAAAUCCGCCGCCGAGAUGUUGUUUAGCUAUGGAUUCAUUGAUCCUGUAUCAACCGCUAAGAGUAUUCUUCUGCCAGUAGAGCCUAUGGCAGACGACCCGCUUGCAAAGGCAAAACUUUAUGCCUUCGGAUCUGCGCCAACUCUAAAGAUCACCGACAACGAGAAUGGUGUUCCGAAAUGGGAUGCACCGUUCAUUUAUCUGAUGUGCCUGAAUGACGAAGAUGGCCUACACUUCAGAGUUUUGCAGGAAAAUGAUGGCUCACAAGACCUCAGAAUGUUCUGGCAGGAUACAGAUAUAACACGGGAAGCUGGUACUAUAGAAACCCUCAUAAAGGGGCAUGAGUUGUGCCAGGUUUUCCGUCUUCGUGCGGCUACCGUGGCUCUCCAAAUGAUCCAGCAACAAGUGGAAAUUCUAAGGAAGAACAGUGCUCCGACUGGGCACGAGAGAUCACAUGUCGUCUUAGCGGCAUUGAAAUUAAGAGCAAUUGAAAAAGAUUUAUUGGAAAGGGCUCUCGAAGUGCUCGAACAGGAGAACAAUCGGCUGCUUGAAGACAAAUCCGUGACGAGCUAUCUUUCUGCAAUGAAUGACACCCAAGGGGAUAACAUAGAUGAGGAGGACUUCACAUAG